Messenger RNA from Cladophialophora yegresii CBS 114405, 1473 nucleotides. RefSeq lists its product as uncharacterized. The record is from RefSeq and is a predicted model, not a curated record. Gene Ontology annotation, cellular component: replication fork protection complex; nucleus. NCBI's taxonomy places the organism in Eukaryota, Fungi, Ascomycota, Eurotiomycetes, Chaetothyriales, Herpotrichiellaceae. Bases 1 to 1473 code for a protein of 490 amino acids. Gene Ontology annotation, biological process: DNA damage response; replication fork arrest; replication fork processing. The transcript has a single exon. Gene Ontology annotation, molecular function: DNA binding.
AUGGCUGCCGACCCCGUCACUUCCGCAACGGUCGAUGACCUCCUCAACUUCGACAGCACCGACGAUGAAGACCCGUUCAACGACAAACCCUCACGGCAGACUAAGCGCGGCGAUGAGACGACCCUAUCUCCCCGUGGACCCAGCAAGAGAGAGGCAUCCGACCUCGAUGACACGCUAGGCUUGGACUCUGAGAUUAAGAUCAAGAAACAGCGCAAACCCAUCGCCAAACUUGACGAGGCCCGUCUGCUCUCCGCGCCGGGCAUUCCCAAGUUGCGCGCCGAUGCCCGCAUGCCCAACUUCCUCACCAAGAAAUUGAGGAUCAAAGGCAAAGGCCACGAGUUCUCGGACGUGGCGAAACUCCUGAAUUACUACCAACUGUGGCUGGACGAUUUAUAUCCGCGGGCCAAGUUUGCGGAUGCGUUGCAGCUAGUGGAGAAGGUGGGACACUCGAGGCGCAUGCAGGUGAUGAGGAAAGAGUGGAUAGACGAGGGCAAGCCCUGGUAUCUUAGAGAGAAGGAGGCGAAGAAAAAAGCUGAGAAGGAGGAGAGAGACAGAGAAAAGGAGACGGAGGAAAAGUAUGUGGGCGACGAAGCCCUCGUGAAUGGAGCUAAUAACGAGCCUCGAAACACCGGGACAGUCGGCGAAGACGAUUCUCUGUUUAUCCCCGAGUCCCGCUCGAAGGGGGCCGCAGAGGAUCAAGACGCGGGUCUCCCCGAAGAUGACGAGCUCGACGCUCUACUGGCUCAACAAGAGGGUCGUACCACUCCACGGCGGUUGACAGCACCAAAGAGGAUCGUGGAGGACGAUUCCGAGGGAGAAGAUGAUCUCGAUGCAUUGCUUGCCGAACAAGAGACACGCCAGAAAGCUCCAGCUGCACUCCCGGCUACCUCAGCACCUCUCACCAGACCCCAGAGCCUGCCAUUUGGCGAAAAUGACGACGAAGACCUGGACGAUCUCGACGCAUUGCUUGCCGAACAAGAAUCACGCUCGAAACGCACUGCCUUGCAAAAGGAGCCUGAUAACAUGCCGUUGACGACGCAAGGCAAAGCUUCCCCAGCUCCUGACGAAGACGAGUUCCCAGUCGACGAAGAUGACGACUUGGCCGCUCUGCUCGCCGACCCUGAAACGGAUGCAGGAGCGGUCCCCUCUGAGCAAGCCCCAAUACCUUCCUCUGCUGCAGCAGAGAUCUCGGCUCCUGCUCUAAAUGUCAUGAACGAAGAAGGAGCGGAGGCUCAAACAGAAGCACAAGCAGACGGGGCAGACAUGUUCUCGUCCUCGCCCGUGCGAGGCACCGUGUCAUCGCACAUGUUCCCAAGCGCAGGGCAUGAACUUGACGGCUCCCAGGAAGAGGCCUUGAACUCUCAAGAAAUGAACGGAGGGGAUAUACAGGCUACCGAGGCUGAUAAGGAGGAAGAGUCCCAGGGCUUGAACGCCGAUGACAUGUUUCCAUCAUCGCCGGUGCAGAAUGAGUGA